Polistes dominula (European paper wasp) is the source of this 1049-nucleotide messenger RNA. RefSeq names its product delta(3,5)-Delta(2,4)-dienoyl-CoA isomerase, mitochondrial. Lineage: Eukaryota; Metazoa; Arthropoda; Insecta; Hymenoptera; Vespidae. Gene Ontology annotation, molecular function: delta(3,5)-delta(2,4)-dienoyl-CoA isomerase activity. Gene Ontology annotation, cellular component: mitochondrion. The record is from RefSeq and is a predicted model, not a curated record.
AAUGAACCUAUAUAAAAUUGUAUAACUUUUCAGGAACAUGAGUUCAGAACUAGUGCUGUUUUAAAAAACAAUACGAUGAAGUCUACUAAAUAUGAAACCUUGUCUGUAUCAAUACCAAAACCAUUUGUUUGCAUGGUACAAUUAAAUAGACCUGAGAAACGAAAUGCCAUGAAUCAAAAAAUGUGGGAAGAAAUUAAAGAAUGUUUCGAUGAUUUAUCAGUGGAACCAGAAUGUAGAGUUAUUAUUUUAUCAGCUGUUGGACAAAUGUUUUGUGCUGGCUUAGAUUUACAAGGUAAUCUAGAAUUUUACCAAAAACUAGCGGAACAAGAAGAUAUUGCUAGAAAAUGCAAAAUUUUAGAAUCCAUGAUAAGCAAAUAUCAAAAUACUAUUACUUCUAUUGAAAAGUGCGUAAAACCAGUGAUUGCAGCUGUGCAUAAUGCCUGCCUAGGUUCAGGUGUAGAUAUGAUUAGUGCUGCUGAUAUACGUUAUUGUUCUUCAGAUGCAUGGUUUCAAAUAAAAGAAGUUGAUAUUGGUAUGGCAGCUGAUGUUGGUACUUUGCAAAGAUUCCCAAAAAUAAUAGGUAACGACAGUUUAGUCAGAGAACUUGUUUACACAGCAAGAAAAUUUCCAGCAACCGAGGCAUUGCAAUGUGGUUUUGUCAAUCGUGUUUAUGAUAAUCAAAAAAGUUUGUUAGAUAAAUCGAUAGAACUUGCUGAAGUAAUAGCAAGUAAAAGUCCUGUCGCAGUACAAGGUUCCAAAUUAAGUUUGGUAUAUUCGAGGGAUCAUACUGUUCAAGAAGGUCUCGAACAUAUUGCUAUGCAUAAUAAAUCAAUGUUGCAAAGUGAAGAUUUCAUAAAUGCAACAACUGCACAAAUGGUACGUGGUGAUCCACCAACAUUUUCAAAACUAUAAUAUUUUAUACAUAUAUAAAACUUUUUAUUAUUGAAUUUUAAGUCCAAACAUUUGUUUCCUUAUCAGUAUCUGUGAAUGCAAAAACUUAUUUGUUAUCAAAUAUUAUUAAAUAUAUUAGACAUGUUUAUAUUUUCAUA